AUGGAAACAGCAACUUCAACCAGUCCGUCUGAUUAUGACGGCGAACCAUAUCCAGAGUUUGAUCAGUAUGGUUACAACAUACGCGAACAGCCAUUAGGCACAAAGCGCAGAGUCCGAGUUAUUCUCAUGGGUGCUGGCGCCUCCUCUCUCAACUUUUUCAAGCAAGCCGAGACAGGACUCCAGAACGUUGACAUUACAUGCUAUGAAAAGAACAAGGAUAUAGGAGGCACGUGGCUGGAGAACAGAUAUCCAGGCUGCGCGUGCGAUGUACCAAGUGUCAAUUACCAAUUCUCUUGGAAGAUCAGAUUAUGGUCUCAUUACUAUAGCUACUCCCCAGAGAUAUGGGAAUACCUGAAAGAGAUCGAGCGAGAGAAUAAUUUUAUCGAAAAGUACAUCAAAUUGCGACAUAAAAUUGAGCACGCUGCAUGGGACAAUGAAGCAGGACUAUGGAGACUUCAGAUCAGAGAUCUGGAGGAAAAUAAAGUGUUCGGCGAUACCGCUGAAUUCUUCAUCAAUGCUGGCGGAGUGCUCAACAAGUGGAAAUGGCCGGACGUGCCAGGAUUACGCAACUUCAAAGGCAGAAUCAUGCAUUCUGCUAGGUAUGAGGUAAACUAUCCUUUGUCAGGCAAGAGAGUGGCAGUACUUGGAGCUGGAAGUAGUGGAGUUCAAAUAGUAGCCGCCAUACAGGAAAAAGUUGACACUCUGUAUCACUGGGUUCGCUCGCCUAUCUGGAUUACUGCAGGCUUCGCUCAGACAUGGGCCGGAAGAGAUGGAGCUAACUUCAAAUAUUCUCCUGAACAAAUAGAGUUCUUGAGAAACAAUCCGAAGAAAUACCAUGAGUAUCGCAAACAAAUCGAAAAUGAGCUCAAUCAGCGGUUCAAGUUCAUCAUUAAAGGCUCGGAAGAUGCGAGGAAAGCCAGGGAAUCUGCACAUGAACAAAUGUCACGAAAGUUGAAGCACGACCCACGCCUGUGCGAAAGCAUUAUUCCAAAAAAUUUCAAUCCUGGAUGUCGCCGGCCAACUCCUGCUCCGGGCUACCUAGAAUCGCUUUUAGCAUCUAAUGCCAAGGUCUUCACAACUUCGAUCAGCAAGAUUGAUGAGGAUGGUUUUGUUCAAGACGGCACCCAUUACGACGCAGAUGUGAUCAUAUGUGCCACAGGGUUCGAUACGUCGUGGCUGCCGCACUUCACCUUCGUAGGCAAGGACAAAUCCAUACACGAACUGUGGUCUCCCGAUGCCGGCGUAACGUCAUAUCUGUCCGUGGGCGUACCAACCUUCCCCAAUUAUCUUUCGUUCUGUGGUCCCUAUGGCCCGCUCGGUCACGGCAGUUUCAUGCCAUUGAUCGAGGAAUGGACCAGGUAUAUGUUCAAGAUUAUUACGAAGGCGCAAAUCGAGAAUAUCAAAUCCUUUACUCCUCGUAUGGACGCUUCUUGCCAAUUCCGCCAACAUGCAGACCUUUUUCUGAAGCGUACUGCGUGGACCUCGCCAUGUCGCUCUUGGUUCAAACAAGGCAAGGCGGAUGGCCAAGCUGGGAUCUGGCCAGGCUCUCGACUGCAUUUCCUACACAUGAUGAAGGAUGUGCGCUAUGAAGAUUACGAGAUUGAUUACUGGGACGAGAACCGCUUCGCUUUCAUGGGUAAUGGGUUCGACACGCGAGAGUUCGACGGGCGCGAUAUCACAAAUUACCUAGGGAUUUUAAACGAUGAGGGCAAGGACGUACAGCCGGAGUAUGGCGAAGAACUGAUGAAGACUCUGGCUGGUUGGGCAAUCGAUGAGAAGUACGAGGUUCGAGGCGUGGACAGAGAGGCCGGAGACACAAGAGACGGACAGCCUUGCGCUCCAGAGGAGUAG
This is a messenger RNA of Pseudovirgaria hyperparasitica, 1851 nucleotides long. RefSeq names its product FAD/NAD(P)-binding domain-containing protein. The coding region runs from base 1 to 1851 and encodes 616 amino acids. The record is from RefSeq and is a predicted model, not a curated record. Lineage: Eukaryota; Fungi; Ascomycota; Dothideomycetes; Acrospermales; Acrospermaceae. Gene Ontology annotation, molecular function: flavin adenine dinucleotide binding; N,N-dimethylaniline monooxygenase activity; NADP binding. The transcript is spliced from 3 exons.